ACGUAAACAUCUUAUCAAACCUUUUCUUUUUACCCCUUAACAAACCCUCAAACUCUUCACUGCCCCUUCCCACUCCCACUUCCAAGCAGGCACUCAUAUAUAAAAUAAGCAAAUCAAAGAUUAAAAUAUGUCUGAACCGUCAAACCCACCUCAAGGUCUUUUAGUGACAGCUUCGAAAGUACACGUACCUUUCAAAUCUGAACUUUUGAACGUCAUCCUCUCUUCCAGGUUCAAGAACAGACCACCGAAUUUAUUAGGGAUAUUAGCUACUAAGAAAGAAGAUGCUAGGACUUAUGCUGAGUUCACACGUAGAGCAUGCGAACAGAUAGGUAUAGAUUUCGAACUUCGUUUAGUGGGUGAAGCUAGGGAAGGUAUGGAUAAUGCAGGUGUUGGGAUAGAUGUUGAAGAAGCUAUCCUAGAGGCAAACGAUGAUGAUAAUGUAGAUGGGAUCAUGGUUUAUUAUCCUAUUUACGGUGGGAGGCAGGACCAAUACCUACAAUCUGUCGUCAGUCCCCUAAAAGAUGUGGAAGGGUUGAAUCAUCAAUUCCUUUUCAACCUUUAUCACAACAUCCGCUUCAUCUCCCCCCACACCCUUCGCCCCAUUCCCGCUUCCCACAUCCCCCAACCGAUCCUCAAACCAGGUCAAGAAGCUCCCCCUCCACCAGGAACCGUAAAAUCAAUCAUCCCCUGUACCCCUUUGGCCAUUGUCAAAGUCCUCGAACAUCUCGGAGUAUACAACGCCAUGCUCGAAUACGGUGAUCGAGCUCGAGGAAAAGUAAUCACCGUUUUGAACCGAAGUGAAGUCGUCGGUAGACCAUUAGCAGCUUUAUUAGCUAAUGACGGUGCAAGAGUUUUAAGUGUUGAUAUAGAUUCAAUCGUUGAAUUCUCAAAACGACCCACACCUCCGACCUCAUCUUCAACAAACACGAACACUAAAACCACGAGUAGUACGAGUAGUAGUACGAACCCUUCGAAUCCUACACGUUCACCUGAAACUUCAACUUUAUUAUCUUCUUCUAAAUAUAAUCCACAUCAUGUAGUUUCACCUACUUCUUUGACCAUCGAUCAAGCUUUAGGUAUUUCGGAUGUGGUCAUUUCAGCUGUACCGAACCCUAAUUAUAAAGUCCCGACGUCGAGUUUGAAAGACGGAUGCGUUUGCGUCAACGUUGCUGGUGAGAAGAAUUUUGAGAAUGAUGUUAGGGAUAGAGCGGGGAUUUACGUACCUAGUGUUGGGGUGAUGACUAUCGCUAUGUUACAGAGGAACUUGUUGAGGUUGUGUGAUUAUAGAGAUAUGAUCAGAGGUGUUGGACAAGGAGAUGGGGUGUAGGUUUUUUUUUGUGGAAUAGUACUUAGAGUAGAGCAAGUAGAGAGAUGGACAUUACCUGUCGUUUUCA
Messenger RNA from Tremella mesenterica DSM 1558, 1394 nucleotides. RefSeq lists its product as uncharacterized. Gene Ontology annotation, cellular component: cytosol. Gene Ontology annotation, molecular function: methylenetetrahydrofolate dehydrogenase (NADP+) activity; methylenetetrahydrofolate dehydrogenase (NAD+) activity. Gene Ontology annotation, biological process: purine nucleobase biosynthetic process. NCBI's taxonomy places the organism in Eukaryota, Fungi, Basidiomycota, Tremellomycetes, Tremellales, Tremellaceae. The record is from RefSeq and is a predicted model, not a curated record. The transcript has 5 exons. Bases 128 to 1327 code for a protein of 399 amino acids.